AUGAUGUCGGCAACACCAGGCCGACGGCAUCCAACAUCAUCUCAAUCCCACCCUCAAUCACAAUCACGGAGACGAAGCACAGCCCGCAGCUCAGACGCAGAAGAAGUAUCUCUACCACCAUACCAACCCCCCGAGGCACCCCUCACACUUGACAGCCAGCGCCAAAUCGCUGUCCUCCUCUCAUCUCACCACCUUCGCACCCUCCGCACCCACCUCGAACACGCCGCCGAGAAACUCACACAUUCAGGUGGCGAAGUAAAUGAGCGCCUUUGUGAUGCGCGGGCCCGCUACGAGAAAUCCAAGGAAGUGCGACGGCGUCAGGGCGAUGAGACCGUUGACGAUGAUGAGGGGAAUGAGGAGUACCAGCGGCUUGCCGAGGCGGAGGCUCGAGUUGAUGCUGUCAGUGCGCGAAUGGAAGAAAAGACACGAUUGAUUGUCGAUUCAGAACUCAAGUUACAAGGUUUGACGGAGGCGAUGACCCAGAUUGAGGGGGAGGCGCUUGAGGCAGUCAACGCCGCUCUGGGAGUGAGACAAACCCGCCAACAACGGGCAGUGCAGAGAGCCGAUGCUGGCGAUGAUGCUGAUGGGGAAGACCCCGAGGAUGGAGACUACGAAGAUCCUGCUGAGCGAGAGGCCAGAGAGCGCAAUGCGCAGAACCCGCCCAGUCGCAAACUAGAUGAUAGGUUGAUGGAGGGAGUGCAGAAGUGGAAUGCGCUUUCUUUGACUGAGAAAUAUGCCAGCAAUAACUCUUACAUCGGUUUCUACCGAAUGGUACACGACUCCAAGUUCCCCGGCGACGAUGUACCGCCUCUCCCACACUCAUCUACAUGGUUCAACCACAUGGAAGAUAUCAAUGCACGAUCAGGGACUUCAGUACGCACGCGCAACCGGAACCGGGACCCCUCACCUGCCGACUCCGAUGACAUUGCCAUUGAGCGUGAGCGGGUCUCCCUCAAAUGUCCAUUGACUCUAACUCCCUACGUUGAUCCCGUGACCAGCACAAAAUGCCCCCAUAGCUUCGAGCGCACAGCCAUCAUGGACAUGAUCACUCGCAGCAAAACGACCAUUGCACCCCCAGCGUCUCGCCGAAACCAGCGCCGCAUUCACAUGGUCAAAUGCCCAGUCUGUUCUAUUCCGUUGACUGCGGAUGAUCUGCGGCCCGAUCCCGUUCUACUGCGACGUGUGCGUCGCGCGCAAGAGCUGCAGGAGCGCGAAGAUGAAGAUGAUCACCUCGAAGGAGAUGGUCGAAAACAAAAGGACCGGUCUACCAACAUUACUUUGGCUAGUGAUGGGGAGAGCGAUGACGAUGCCAUGGAUGUUGAUGCGCCUCCCACCCAGCGUAUUAAGCCGGAACCGCUUAGUCAAGCUGCCGAUGCUGUUGAAUCGGAUUUCGAUGAUUCAGAUGACGAUGCCGAGAGUGCGGAUGCUGAGAAUGAUGGUGAGUUGCCAAACGGGAGGAAUCGGGAAGAAUAUAAUAACGAGGAAGACGAUAAUAACGGAUCAGAAAAUGCAGAAGAGGACGGAGAACAGCCUGGCGUGAGCCAAGGCAAUGAAUUGGAGGAUGCAAAUAUGGAACACGCAGAGGCGGAGAAUCAGGAAGAGGAGGAUGGUAAUGUGCAAGCAGAUGUGGAGGGAGGCGAAGAGCAGGAUGGUGAAGCUGAAACCGAGAACAUGCACGAAAACGCCCCAGAUGCUCCGAGCAAGCAAGGGGAGAGUGACGAGGAUGAUGGCGAGGACUCCGACACUGCUACUGAUAGUGAUAGUGAUAUUUCGACCCAGGUCAAGAGUGAGUCAGAGGAUGAGGCAUCGCAAGCAGGAAGCGACAGUGAUUGA
Penicillium paradoxum is the source of this 1833-nucleotide messenger RNA. RefSeq names its product SUMO ligase MMS21. Gene Ontology annotation, molecular function: zinc ion binding; SUMO ligase activity. Lineage: Eukaryota; Fungi; Ascomycota; Eurotiomycetes; Eurotiales; Aspergillaceae. Gene Ontology annotation, cellular component: Smc5-Smc6 complex; nucleus. The coding region runs from base 1 to 1833 and encodes 610 amino acids. The record is from RefSeq and is a predicted model, not a curated record. Gene Ontology annotation, biological process: protein sumoylation; double-strand break repair via homologous recombination. The transcript is spliced from 2 exons.